AGAAGCAGGACGAGUUGAUAUCUUCAGUUACUACUUUGACUCAUACUUCAAAAACAAUCAGUUUGCCAUUGACUUCUACAGAAGCAUUAUAACAUAGAAUCUUGCUUUAUUCGUAACACUCGAAAAGCAACUCUUACACAGCACACAACAAUUCUAAAAUAUACUCUGAAAAAUAUGUGGAUGGAUAAAUUAGUUUCAAUUCACUCGAUACGCCAAGUUGGCUUUAGCAACUCUGGCGCUGAAGAAUAUGUUGAAGGUGAACACCAUUGCAGCUAUGAUUCACAGCGUGGCAUUUUGAGAACUCAACUUCUGCUGCUCGAUUACAAGCAGUUCAAGGCUGCACGUCUUAUACAGCGAAUAUUUCGAGGCUGGCGUGUGCGUCAUCUGCUAAAGAAGCAACAUCGAGCUGCGAUUACCAUACAAAGAAUAUGGCGACAUUAUUGCGAAGAACGUCAUAGAGUAGUCGACAUUCAGGAAGAAACACAGUCUUGUGUGCUGAUAUCUCACCAUUCGAGUUGCGUCAAGAUUCAGGCUAUGUUUCGUGGUUGGUAUUCACGCAAAUAUAUCAACAAUAUGAUGUAUCUGAAGAACAUACAAUUGGCUGCUGUGGAGGACAUUUUGCACUCGAUUAUCUAUAAGUUGCAUUCAUUGAAGCGUAACGAUCAGUUGCCAGGCAUUCUCACAUUCCGUGAGGGAGACACUCUGGGCAAAGUGGAAGAUUUCAUGUCGACCAUGACCUAUCGUCUGUUCAAUCGCUACGUGGGCAGAAAGUGGGCGAUGAGCAAGACCAUCCUUGAGUCGCAGCGUAUGGACUUCAAGAAGGCUGUCGAGUACACUUGGGCACCGUAUUAUGGCAAUGAUCACAUCAAUGUGUGCAAUCCCCCGCCGCCUCCGCGACCUCCCAAGUUCUAUGAGCGUCGCGAAUACGAUGUUUCACAGGCUUUUAUGGCAUCUAAACGCGAGGUUCAAGAGCACAAAUCCAUGAGUAAAUCCAUCUCGCGACGUAAUCACGUUUUAAAAGCUCUGCCCUCGAAUCAAAAGCGUUUUUGCCGCGAGUUGAUCCACAGCAUGAGGCGUUGGACCAUCGAAGAGCACCAGAAACUGAAUAUACCCGAUGACUUGAAGGUCGAUAGCAACUUGAAGGGCUUCUUGGAGGAGCUACAAGGAUAUCUGACAUCGCUGAAUUACAUUGAGAACUGCGAUUGCUUGCGCGAUUCGCCGCAUCCACAUAAAUUAACUCCACGCUUCGAUUAGGAAUAAUUUAUACUCACAUUCGCAAUAAAAUACACAUAUGCUUAAAAUCCCAUGUUUAACACGGAUAAUCUAGGAAACCAAAUCACU
This is a messenger RNA of Drosophila sulfurigaster albostrigata, 1341 nucleotides long. RefSeq lists its product as uncharacterized. Lineage: Eukaryota; Metazoa; Arthropoda; Insecta; Diptera; Drosophilidae. The coding region runs from base 175 to 1254 and encodes 359 amino acids. Gene Ontology annotation, cellular component: spindle pole. The record is from RefSeq and is a predicted model, not a curated record. Gene Ontology annotation, biological process: spindle organization; establishment of meiotic spindle localization; mitotic cell cycle. The transcript has 4 exons. Gene Ontology annotation, molecular function: protein binding.